Messenger RNA from Bombyx mandarina (wild silkworm), 8738 nucleotides. It is a transcript of the gene Cda5, whose product is annotated as Chitin deacetylase-like 5. NCBI's taxonomy places the organism in Eukaryota, Metazoa, Arthropoda, Insecta, Lepidoptera, Bombycidae. Gene Ontology annotation, molecular function: chitin binding; hydrolase activity, acting on carbon-nitrogen (but not peptide) bonds. Gene Ontology annotation, cellular component: extracellular region. Gene Ontology annotation, biological process: carbohydrate metabolic process. The record is from RefSeq and is a predicted model, not a curated record.
GCGCAUGCGCGCUGAGCUUACGCGCGUCUUCUCGUGUACUAUGCGUCGGUGGUGACUUGACGAGUGCAAGUGUUGUGUACUAUUUCCUAAAGACCGUGAUCUGUGUGCCUUUACGAUGAGGUCUUGCAGCGCACUCGCGCUUUUUACGUUAGCCGUGUUGACAGAAUGCCUUGCCGCCUCAGACCGUUUGCGGCAUCGAUCCGGCCCAGUCAGGAGUGUUCCCGUGGCGGCAAAUGUUAAACGAGAUGUGGACUUCGACUGUCCAGAGGAGUUCGGCUACUAUCCUCAUCCCACCGACUGCACAUUGUACUAUGUUUGCGUGUUUGGCGGCGCCCUACUUGAAUCAUGUACUGGUGGACUUAUGUACAGCCAUGAGCUCCAAACGUGCGAUUGGCCGCGCAACGUAGGCUGUGAUGGUGCCAGCGCUGGUGGUGGCGAGGAGUUGGAGCGGUUCAGUGAGCGAGACGACCCACCGCCACCGCCCCCACCGCCACGACGCACGCCGCCACCCCCACGAGCUCAGCCCAAGCCGAUCAUCACAUCCAGAGGACAACCAAAAUUCAAUCGCGUGGAAUACGAAAAGCAACAACAGCUGUAUGCGGAAAUAGAUGAUUUACCUCCCGUAGAAGAAAUCGAAAGUGACAGACAGCAGCGCGUUUAUCGAGGACAACCUUCGACAAUAGGUCAAGUCCAAAAGGAUAGAGAUGGCUACGGAUCUCAAGCUAUUAGCUCCGGGAGAACUGUCAACUCGAAUAUAAUUCCAGCAUCCUUACCACAAACCGGUAAAAUUGGAUCAUUUUCUUUCGGCUCGCAAAUCGAUGACAGACGGGCUGCCACUAUAACUCCUGCUCCUCAAAAAUACAAUGAAGACAUUGACGACGUGACUGACACUCUCCAUGACCGACAAUUAGACCUUGAUACAAAUUUAGUUGAUGUUACUGACUCUAUUCAGAAACCUCUUCUAAGGAAAAAAAGAGAAGUUGCAGUUGAUAGCUUAGGCAAAAACUUAACUUUUGUUGAAACUGUAAAUAAUACGUUCGAUAAUCCAGAAAAUAUUUCUAAGCGAAGUGAUAGUGGCGAAGAAAUGGAAUAUUACGAAGCUGAUCCAGAAGAUGUUGGUGUUCUUGAUGAUCAUUUUAUUCAAGACGAUGUUGAAAGAGGGAAAAGGCAAAUCAGAUACUAUUUAAAAAAUGGUUACAAGCCUCCGUUAAAAAAUUGGGGUAUCGCUAAGCCUGUCAGACUUGUAGAUCAACAACCUAGACCUAGCUAUAAUCAAAAUUCACAAUCACAGAGAUAUCAGCCUACUUACAAUAAUAAUUAUAAUGAUCCAGGUCGACUAUACUUUUCAUAUGAUAGUAAUAGACAUUCCACCGCAAAUCCACUGGUUUCAUAUCAAGAAAGUCAAACCGAAAGGCCAUUUAGACCUAGUUUACCAGAUCCAGCGCACCAAAAGCAUGUCCAUAAUCCUAUUAAUACUGUGACAAACUUGAUUACCAAAAGUCCGCCUAUAUCGUCACUUUCUAGCAAUAAUAAUCCAUUUACUUCGUUGAAUGGAGGAUUUUAUAACAACUCUCCGCGACCGAAUCACGAACAAAUCCAAUCGCAUUAUAUUACUUCUUUACAUCACAUCAAUGAUGGCUUAUAUCACGAUUCAUCUAUUCUCCCCAGUACAGUAGUGACUGGUAAACCGGUCCCAGUUUCUACUUCAGAACGAUUACAGAGUACAUAUAGGCCAAAAUCGAAUAAGUCUCAGAGUCAGCAAUCCGAAAAUAAAAACGAAUCGGAACACACCCACAAGCAGCCUCAAGAAGAAGAAUAUGAUGAAGAAGGAAGCUCUGAAGAAAACCAAGAGUCAUCAGAAGAAUACGAUGAUGACGAUUUCAAGCAUGAUUUUCCGGAACCCCCAUAUGAAUUCACUCAUCCAAGCAAUAAAUACGCGGAAAUUGAGAAUCCUUUUGCUAAUCCUAAUUUUGAUUUUGAUGCAUUUUUGUCGAAAAUAAGUAACGGUCAGUACACGCCUGCUCCGAAAGUCAUACCGAAAAUUGUGAACUCUGCUGUAGGUUCAUCAAGUCCAGCAAAUGUUAGGUCUGUUUUGCCAAGCUCGACAUUAAAUUACCAGGGCAUGAGUACUCCGAAACCAUUUACACCUGACAAUUCAUUCACGACGCAAUACAAAGACAAAAAUACAGAAUUUCAGCCAGUUAUCAAACAAUCUCAAUUAUAUGACCAAUUCCAAAGUCCAAAACCUAGUUUGCAGUCAUAUCCACAGCAGCAGCAACAACAACAUAACUAUAAUGGAAACGUCUAUACCAAAGCUCAACAAACAGCUGGAACUCCACUUGAUGCUAUACGACCAAAAUUGAAACCGCCGAAUUUUAAAGAUGACCGUCAGCUUCCAAUUACUUACAGUUUCACUACACCCAACUCAAUAGAUCAAACUAAAUUAAAAGAAGAAAAUCAGCGCAUCGUGGCUGUUACUCCAAAGCCACAUGUAUUUGCGAGUGGUACAGGUGGACCUCUUAUUUUGUCCAACUCCAAACAGCAAUACAUAAAUCUAGAGCAUUUUACAGAACCUCAAAAUCGUUUUUCGGUUACUACUAGGCCUUAUUUCGCAACAUCUGUUAAGCCUUAUGAGGCACAUGUCAAAUCGACACAAAAACCACUCACGACUAUUACUAAUCAGCAACUUUCAGCACUGCAACAGUAUUGGAAAAAUAAUCCAACGGCAAAUCCACUUUCAGUACAAUCCGUGACAAUUCGUCCGGGCAGUAGUCCUAACAUUGGGCAGUUCGAGACUUUCUUCGGGGAAACCAUAAAGUCUUCCACGAAACCUCCAAUGUUCAAUCAAAAUACAUUCACUAACCUAGGUAGAGAGCAGUUCAUUACUACGGUAAAGCCAGCAACGAAACGUAGACCAAUUCCUAAGCCCUCGCCGGAAAUGAAUGACUAUUAUUAUGAUGAUGAGGACGAACAAUAUUAUUAUGAACCUGUCGUAAAACCAAAAUAUAUGCCAAGUACAGAAAUCAAACCGCAGAGACCACCUCUCGCACAAAAUUACAAGGAGUAUGAUGACAGUUAUGAAGAUUCCAGAGAAGAAACUGCUACUGUCAAACCAUUACAAAAAGUAACACAAAGACCAACCAAAUAUUAUAAAAUCAAACCAGAAACUACGACCAAAAAUCAUAACGAUGUAUCUGCUCCUAUCAAGAGCAUUAGUAACAAUGAAAAUAACAAAAUACCCAUACCCGUUUUGGUGGAAUAUGCAAAUCCGACGUCAUCGGUUUUAAUACGUCCAGAUGUUUCAAAUUAUGAAAUCAUUAAUCACCAUACCCGUAAUCGCACCAUUCAUUUAAAGAAACCAAUUUCAAAUGAAUCUGGUCCAUACACUAGUGCACCUCCAAAAUAUUUGAAUCAAACGACAUUAAGACCAUAUACAGUUAGGCAUAGAUUAGCUAAACCGACAACUGUACCUGAGACUUCAAAACAGAAUCACACACAAAAUAGAGUUCGAAUGAGACAUCCCAAUAUUGUUGCUCAAAAACUGACUACUCCAAGAGACAGUUACAAUCAAGAAACUCGAUUUACUAAAAUUAAUCAUGACGGUAAAACAAACAGCUUGGAACCGACAGAAAAUCUAUCUCCAGUAUCUUAUUCACCAAGCCCUCGACCUAAAAUGUUGUACAAUGGAUCUCAAGCGUAUAAUCCCGAUCAAUAUGAUCCAUACUAUGCAGUCUAUGAUGAAGACGGCGAGUUAUACAAGGAUACAGAUUAUGUGCAGCAAUAUAACGUUGCAUCGGUCCGCCCAGCAGUACAGCAGACAUACAGAGGUACUCCACCUCCAGCCAGACGACCCGUCGAAACGUACACGGCAAGGCCAGUGUCCGCUGAUGAUUACGACGAUGCACUCAUCCAAGGACAGAUUAGCAACCAAAAUCAAUACCAAGCACCCGUUCGUCAUUCUACGAGGGGCGAAGGUAAUGAAUUGGGCUAUGAGCAUAACCCGAGCAGCAUAAGGACGACACUGUAUGAAACUACUUCUAUUAGCACAACCCCUUCUACUACGACAAGCACUACAACUACCACGACUACACAACGCCCUACCACUGCACCAUAUACUGAAGCUAUGACCCCGUCUCGAUACACGCCAAGAUCAUCCACAGAUGAAAACCCUACUCCCAAAUCUGAUACUUCUUCUACUGCCCCUGAAAAUGAUCCUACCCCUUCGACAACACCGUCUCAUAUUAAUUUAUCCUAUCUUGCAAAGCCUUUUGAAAUAACUGACAAUUUACAUAGAUUAGAACAGACCUUACCGACAACUGAAAAAAUGUUGACUUCUAGACGUUCUUCUCGUGUGACUAACAAUAACAAUAAUAUCCCUGUGGACGUGGAACAAGUCUCUUCUAAUAAAGGCAAGAAAAAACUAGUGUCAUUAACGACUGGUUUUUCUAUUAGACGAAAUUUAAACAAUACAAAUAACCCAUAUACGUUGACGGUUCUAACGCGACCAAUAGAUGAAUUUAAUAAUCCACGAAAAAACCAUUCACGUAUUAACAAUUCUUCUACUGGUAAGCAUUCGCAACGAUAUCGUUAUGAAAUCAGCGAUAGUAUAAGCAACGACAACAUAAGUCGCAGUAAAGAAGAAAAUAAUAGUUUCAGUACAUCCGCAGAACCAGUUAAUCGUCGAACUGAUAUCACAAAAGAAAUAACUGAAGAAUAUGAUAUUCCGAUUCCUAUUAUGCCACCUAGUAGAAAAUUAAUUUCUGUUGAAACAACUACCCCUACAACCACAACAACAAAAUACUACUUAAAAACUGUUAUUAAACGACCAAGUUCUGUUAGUACUGAACAAUUUCAAGAGAAUACCGUCAGCACUGAAAGCAUUCUAAGAAAUCAAGCUGAAAAAGCCGACGCUAGGAGUCAAGACAAUAUUUUACUCAAAAAUCAAUCGAGAUCGGAUAAGUAUAAAGCACAAACUGAACCAUUUGUUUCCCCAUAUCGUACUUUGGACAAUUUACGUAAUAGUUAUCGAGUGGACGAACAAAUUCCAGAGUCUUCUUCGGCUAAAACUACUUCAUCUACUACAACACAAAAAUUAAGAGAUAAAUCAAAUUCACUUUCAACAAGAAAAGCUGCACAACUUUCACGUGUUGCACCGUCUUACUACAGUUAUCGUUUAGAAGACGAAGUUAUCCCAAACCAUACAACAGAAGUAUUCAGUGGAAAAGUCAAACAUGUCAUUCAAGCGUUUUUGAACAAUGUAGAUAGUUCACCCAUACCACAACUUGUCGAAAAAAUACCAGAUCAGAGCUCUACGACUCCAGCUUCUUCUACUGAAGAAAGGAUUGUGAACAUAGGUUUUCAGCGAAAAAGCGUGAAAUACACAACCGAAAAGCCUUUACGUAAUAAUGUUAAAAGGUUACAAAUAGUAACUGAAUCAAGCAUAAUUAAUACAGAUAAAACAAAUUUAAAUAAAAUUAAACCUUCUGAAAAUGAUGAAACUGUAAAUCAAGAUUUUGCGCUAAUUAACCCUGUAGAUAGUGUGAGUACAACUUCUGUGGUACAUACAACGUCAACAGCAGCACCAGUCCAGAAAGAAAACUAUGAACAAUUGUAUGUACCAAGCAGAGAUUACUACUCGUUAAAAUUCAACAGCUUAGUAAACAGUACAGAUGCUCCAGCAAGAUUUGUGCCAGCGUCGGAAAAGUCGCAAAAAUUUAAAAAUGUAAUGAAUUUAGAACCGUCAACUGAAUCUGUCGACGUUGUUAUAGAAGAAGCUAGUGAGAAAAAAAAUGACGAUCAAAUUGUUGAUAACAACAGUUCUGUUGUUAAUGACGAACAACAGAAAAACGAUAAUGGGUUAUUUAGUGAUAUUGCUUCUACGACAAGCACUACAAAAGCAACUACGACAAUUAAAUCCGAACAGACUACGACAACGACAACGACUGUUAAAAGCAUUUCCUUCCCAACGCGAGCCUCUCGAGUCAAUCCUGCCAUUAAGUUAGCCGCGACAAAUCUUGGAGGUGGGCGCAGGAGUUACCAAUCUACAUCGAAAUGUUCAUCAGACAACAGUCUGCAACCGAAUCCCAAAUGCAACGAAAUCAAAUACCAGAGACCUACGAGUACACGUGGGCGCGGUUCAGCGCAUUUCUCUACGUCGAGUGGAUCAGAUGCACCUCUGCCGCCACCCAACCGAGGAACACCCCCAACACGCAGCCGGCCGACAUUGAAACCCUCCACAGCUAUUGUCUCAAAAACGACAGAGUUUGUAGAUAUCUACAACCAUCCGCCCAGUAGACCAGCGUCUGUUUAUCCUCAACCAACACCGGAUAAGACGGCGGCGAAAUGCAGGAAAGACGUUUGUUUGUUGCCAGACUGCUACUGCGGUGGAAAGGAAAUCCCAGGAGACUUACCGGUGGAGUCGGUCCCGCAAAUUGUUCUUCUGACCUUUGACGAUUCCGUCAACGAUUUGAACAAAGGCCUGUAUACUGACCUCUUUGAGAAAGGUCGUGUCAACCCGAACGGCUGUCCGAUUACGGCAACAUUUUAUGUCUCCCACGAAUGGACUGAUUACAGCCAAGUUCAGAACCUCUAUUCUGCUGGACACGAGAUGGCCUCACACACGAUUUCCCACAGCUUUGGUGAACAAUUUUCCCAAAAGAAAUGGAACAGAGAAGUUGCUGGCCAACGAGAAAUUCUUGCAGCUUAUGGUGGUGUAAAACUUGAGGAUGUUAGAGGAAUGAGAGCGCCGUUCCUUUCCGUUGGUGGAAACAAAAUGUUCAAAAUGCUGUACGAUUCUAACUUCACUUACGACUCUUCUCUCCCAGUGUAUGAAAACAGACCGCCCAGCUGGCCUUAUACUCUCGAUUAUAAACUAUUCCACGACUGUAUGAUACCACCGUGUCCGACGAAAUCCUAUCCAGGUGUUUGGGAGGUCCCCAUGGUGAUGUGGCAAGACUUGAACGGGGGCCGAUGCUCCAUGGGUGAUGCUUGCGCUAAUCCACCUGAACCCGAAAACGUUUAUAAAAUGAUUCUGAAGAACUUCGAUAGACACUAUAGCACCAACAGGGCACCUUUCGGUUUAUUCUAUCACGCGGCUUGGUUCACUCAGCCGCACCACAAGGAAGGCUUCAUCAUGUUCUUGGAUCACAUCAACCAGAUGCCGGAUGUGUGGAUAGUCACUAACUGGCAAGCUCUACAGUGGGUCAGGGAUCCCACUCCUAUCUCUAGGAUAAACAAUUUCCAGCCUUUCCAGUGCAACUAUCAGGAUCGGCCGAAGAAGUGCAACAACCCCAAAGUGUGCAACCUUUGGCACAAAUCCGGAGUAAGGUACAUGAGAACAUGUCAACCCUGUCCCGAAGUGUACCCUUGGACCGGUAAAACGGGCAUCAGAUCUUCACGCAUCGACAACGACAUCGGAGAGUAAUCCAUACAUUAACACAGGUAGAAAUAUUUAGCAUCUUGUAGACGAUGAUGAUCCUAUGAAUUUAUAAUUAGAUGUCAUAGCCAACGAGGCAAGGAUCGUUUCAUUUUGUAAAUUAUUUCACAGUAGAAAUUUUAUUAUCACCUGAGAUCAGUGCCAUUUAGUUUUCGAUGGUCACAAAAAAAAUAAUAUAAAAACAAAAAAUGUUUUCGUUGUAAAUCAAUUCCAUUGAAUGUUGUGAUCCGAACUUUUGUGCAGCGUGCUUUUUAAGACGUGUAUAAUGUAUUGGAAACUGUGAUAUUUUGUGUUUUCAAUCAGCUCGAAUGAAGAUUGUGUCAAUUUUACGUAAACCAUGCUUCCUAAAAUCAAAUUUACUUAUAUCCAUUUGUCUUUAAUCAUAAUUUUUUUUAUCUCAAAAAAAUACUCUCGUUAUCUAGUGCUAGUUCGCUAAGCGCCGGUUAUUUUUUUUACUUAGAAACUUUAAGAUGACUUAUACUAGCCAUUUAUGAGUAUCGUGUUCUUUUAAUCUUGCCAGCUUUGUGGUUGACACUGCCUUUUAUGAAUGUAAAUAUAGUUAAUGUAUAGUUUACUAGUAGGUUAAUUGUAGUUAAGUCUUCAAUGUUUUCGUACUUUGAGUAAUAUUGAAUCAAAAUUCAUUUUGUAUACCACUGAUAUUUUCUCGUCUGUUACUUUGUGUAGACGUCUGAUUACAUCGUAGACAAAUGAUGUUGCACAUGUCUAUACGAAUGUAUCGAUUUGUUGUAGUUACGAAAACAAAGUUUUGAAUUAGUUAAUGUUUCAUUUUACAACAACGUUUUUAAGCAAAUGAAUAAAAAUUUUAAUAUAGUUAAAAAUACAAAAAUAUAAAUCUACCCCCUUUUUCAGUAUACAGAUGCAAAAAUGAUAACAAUAAUCAAACAUCACAUUCCAUAAUAAUGUAAAAUAAUUUUAAACAUACGCUAUACAAUAAUGACGUAAUUUUAAGCACAUAAUAUGUCUAAUGACACAAAUUAUGAAUAAUGUUUUCAAUUCAAUUCAAUUCUCGCAUUAGUAAUGUUUUGGUUUGCUAUUGCAAUCAAAGUUAUAAGAAGCGCUUGCAUUGACAUUAUUUAAAAAUAUCUAUUAGUAUUUAUAAGUAAAUUUAAUGUAAAUAUUUAAAGAAUAUUAUUUAAAAUUGGUAGUUUACAUUUUUUAUAAAUCUCGUCAAAAUUACUGUUUUGAAUAUAUUUCGUAUAUUUAUCAUACUUCGUUUUUGGCAUAAUACCUAUUUAAGAGGAUCAUAAGGAAAUAUGUGAACAGUGCUAAAAAAUAAAUGCUA